AUGGACACCGGGAAUUGGAGCCGGGUGACAGAGUUCAUCAUAUUGGGCUUUCCCCAGCUCCAGGGUGUCCAGAUUUACUUCUUCCUCCUCUUACUGUUCAUUUACCUCACCACCAUCCUGGGCAACCUGCUGAUAUUCCUGGUGGUCCGCCUGGACUCCAAGCUGCACACACCCAUGUACCAGUUUGUCAGCAUCCUGUCCUUACUGGAGCUUGGCUACACAGCCGCCACCAUCCCCAAGAUGCUGUCCAACUUGCUAAGUGAGAAGAAGACCAUUUCUUUCUCUGGGUGCCUCCUGCAGAUCUAUUUUUUUCACUCUCUUGGUGCUACUGAGUGCUACCUGCUCACAGCCAUGGCCUAUGACAGGUAUCUGGCCAUCUGCCGACCCCUGCACUACCCCACCCUCAUGACCUCGGCCCGCUGUGUCAGGAUCACUGUGUGCUGCUGGCUGGGAGGCCUGGCUGGCCCAGUGGUGGAAAUUUCCUUGGUCUCCCGCCUCCCGUUCUGUGGCCCCAAUCGCAUUCACCACAUCUUCUGUGAUUUCCCUCCUGUGUUGAGCUUGGCCUGUACUGACACAUCCAUCAAUGUGUUCGUGGACUUUGUCAUCAACUCCUGCAAGAUCCUGGCCACCUUCUUGUUGAUCCUCAGCUCCUACAUGAUGAUCCUGCGCUCAGUGCUGCGGGUGCCAUCAGCCGAGGGCAAGAAAAAGGCCUUCUCCACCUGCGCCUCGCACCUCACGGUGGUAGUCAUCUUCUACGGGAGCAUUCUCUUCAUGUACGUGCGAUUGAAGAAGAGCUACUCACUGGACUAUGACCGUGCCCUGGCAGUGGUCUACUCCGUGCUCACUCCCUUCCUCAACCCCUUCAUCUACAGCCUGCGCAACAAGGAGCUCAAAGAGGCUGUGAGGCGGCAGCUGGGGAGAGCAGGAGCGCUGAGGUGA
Messenger RNA from Talpa occidentalis (Iberian mole), 939 nucleotides. RefSeq names its product olfactory receptor 6N1. The transcript has a single exon. The record is from RefSeq and is a predicted model, not a curated record. Gene Ontology annotation, cellular component: membrane. Gene Ontology annotation, biological process: G protein-coupled receptor signaling pathway. Bases 1 to 939 code for a protein of 312 amino acids. Gene Ontology annotation, molecular function: olfactory receptor activity; G protein-coupled receptor activity. NCBI's taxonomy places the organism in Eukaryota, Metazoa, Chordata, Mammalia, Eulipotyphla, Talpidae.